Molecule: messenger RNA, 1851 nt
Organism: Budorcas taxicolor (takin)
Lineage: Eukaryota; Metazoa; Chordata; Mammalia; Artiodactyla; Bovidae
Gene: DTX4
Product: deltex E3 ubiquitin ligase 4
Exons: 9
Coding region: 1-1851 (616 amino acids)
Biological process (GO): Notch signaling pathway; protein ubiquitination
Cellular component (GO): nucleoplasm
Molecular function (GO): ubiquitin protein ligase activity; zinc ion binding
Source: RefSeq, a predicted model, not a curated record
AUGCUCCUGGCCUCGGCCGUGGUGGUCUGGGAAUGGCUGAACGAGCACGGGCGCUGGCGGCCCUACAGCCCCGCCGUGAGCCACCACAUCGAGGCGGCGGUGCGCGCCGGCCCGCGCGCGGGCGGCAGCGUGGUGCUGGGCCAGGUGGACCGCCGGCUCGCGCCCUACAUCAUCGACCUGCACUCCAUGAACCAGUUUCGCCAGGACACGGGGACCCUCCGGCCCGUCCGGCGCAACUACUACGACGCCGCCUCUGCGCCCGGGCAGGGCGUGGUGUGGGAGUGGGAGAACGACCGCGGCUCCUGGACGCCCUACGACAUGGACGUGGGCAUCACCAUCCAGCACGCCUUCGAGAAGCAGCGGCCCUGGAUCGACCUGAGCCCCAUCGGCUUCGGCUACGUCAUUGACUUCGGCACCAUGGGCCAGAUCAACCGGCAGACGCAGCGCCAGCGCCGCGUGCGCCGCCGCGUGGACCUGGUCUACCCGCUGGUCACGGGCGCCGCGGGCCGCGCCGCGUCCUGGCCGGCCGCCCCCGGGGCCGCCGCCGCCGCGGGGCCGCGCGCGCCGCCCUGCUCCUGCCCGCAGUGCGUCCUGGUGAGGAGCGUCAAGGCCGCGGCGCCGCCGGCCCCAGCCGCCCGCAGGAGCGCCGCCCCGCCCGCGGCCGUCAAGGGGCCGCCGCCCCAGGGCCCCGGGGCCACGCCGCCGGACAGCGCGGGCGCGGGACAGGGCCCCGGGAAGCCGGCCCCGUCGUCGCAGGCGAUCCGGAGACAAGCCUCCAGCGCGGCGGCAGGGGCGGGCCCCGCGGGCUGCCCCGCCAGCCCCCCGGGGGCCAACGGCAAGGCCGGCCAUGUGGCCCUGGCGACCUUGAAUCGGACCAGCCUGCAGCGACUGGCCCUCGCCCAGUCCCGGGUGCUGAUCGCCUCUGGGGUGCCCACUGUCCCCGUGAAGAACCUGAGUGGGUCCAGCCCCGUCAACCCCGCGCUGGCAGGAAUCACUGGGAUCCUCAUGAGCGCGGCAGGGCUGCCCGUGUGUCUCACCCGGCCACCAAAGCUGGUCCUUCACCCACCCCCCGUCAGCAAGAGUGAAAUAAAAUCCAUCCCCGGGGUUUCCAACACAAGCCGCAAGACCACCAAGAAGCAAGCCAAGAAAGGGAAAACCCCAGAAGAAGUGCUGAAGAAGUAUCUGCAGAAAGUGCGACAUCCACCAGACGAGGAUUGCACCAUCUGCAUGGAGCGUCUCAUGGCCCCGUCCGGCUACAAGGGCCCCCAGCCCACGGUCAAGCCGGACCUGGUGGGCAAGCUGUCCCGGUGCGGCCACGUCUACCACGUCUAUUGCUUGGUGGCCAUGUACAACAACGGCAACAAGGAUGGGAGUUUGCAGUGUCCGACCUGUAAGACCAUUUACGGGGUGAAGACGGGCACCCAGCCUCCAGGGAAGAUGGAGUACCACGUCAUCCCCCACUCCCUGCCUGGCCACCCGGACUGCAGAACCAUCCGGAUCAUCUACAGCAUCCCCCCCGGCAUCCAGGGGCCGGAACACCCAAAUCCUGGGAAAAGCUUCAGCGCCCGUGGCUUCCCUCGACAUUGUUACCUCCCAGACAGCGAGAAGGGGAGAAAGGUCCUGAAGCUGCUUCUCGUGGCCUGGGAUCGCCGCCUUAUCUUCGCCAUCGGGACGUCCAGCACCACGGGCGAGUCAGACACCGUCAUCUGGAAUGAAGUCCAUCACAAGACAGAGUUCGGCUCUAACCUCACUGGCCACGGCUACCCAGAUGCCAACUACCUGGAUAACGUGCUGGCCGAGCUGGCCGCCCAGGGCAUUUCCGAGGACAGCGCUGCCCAGGAGAAGGACUGA